UCUUCUCAAGUAUUGAGAAAUUGCUCUCUCUCCUGCCUGUGGAUGUAGGUAAAACACAUUGUGUUCGUGAACUAUACAAAUUCGUGUGUUCUUUACUUUCUUGCAUUGUCAAUUUCUCAAUCCGUUCUAAUAACAAUAAUGGUCUUGAGGCCCACAUCUAUGUCUUCAAGGUCGAUUUCCUGGUUGUUUUGUGUCAUGAUUCACAGGAAACUAUGAUAGAACCAACUUCGUCCAUAUAUACGAUUUGAAUAAGAAGCAAGAGACUCGCGAUCAGACAUACACUACUUCUUGGUAAAGAAAUAAUAUUUUAGUUACUAACAUGCACACAUGAAAACUCAAUUUGUCCCAAUAACUCCGCGAGUUAUGAUGACAAGUUAAAAAAUUCUCAACUUAACUACAAGCUAGCAUGCGUGCAUGGGAUGCCAAUUACACACAGCUUCUUCACAAAAGUGACAAUAUGUAUAUAUAGUUAGAUUUCCUCUUCAUAUAACAAAAGUGCAAAUACAAUCGGGUUUUAUCAUUGAACAUUACAAUUUUUCUACAUUUAUAGAAACCUCAAACGAAAUCUCUCGACAAAAAUGAAAUUGCAAGUUAUAUCCGUGAUAUUAUACCAAGAUUACAAACACGUCUCAUAAUGACCUUUUCUCAUCAUCAAUCAAAACUUUUAUUAAUAAUGACCUUUUAUAUAUUAUAUUAUUUCUUUGUAUGAAUAUGAGACUGAAUCUCCCAAAGACUGUUAUCAGGCAUUUCAUCAAAUUCCAAAUAAUUUUGUUUAUGUUCUCCAUCCUGUCGUUGAUUGAGUAAUUAAUUAUUCCUCCUGGUUUUGGAUGGAUAAAACAAUAAAUAAGACAACAAUGGCUGGCUCUCCUGCCAUUUAUAUCUCCGUCUCUUGAGAGAGAGAGAGAGAGAGAGAGAGAGAGAGAGAGAGAGAGAGAGAGAGAGAGAGAGAGCAGCCAUAGCAAUUUAAGGUAGACGACUCCCUCGAUCUCCUCCUUCUUCAUCGCCACCGCCAUCGCCAUGCCUGCUCAAAUGGCGAAGCUUUGCAGGGACAAGGCAGUGAUAGUGAAAGUGUACGGAGAGAAGGCCACCAAGAGAAGAAAAAGCAACGCAUCCAUUUCUACUAAGGUCCACCACGUCGUCCACCAUCACCACCACCUUCACGUCCACCACACCGUCGACCGGAAAGCCCAUCUCCUUGACUUCUCCAGGCGCCUCCGCGAGUCCGCCGCUGCUCAUGCCAGCAGCAACGGUGUUGGUGGUGGUGGUAAGGCUGCCGGUCGAAUUGGAGACGAUGCUCCUCCUCCCAAGAGCCAGAAUGGUCGCGAUUCUCAGCAGCAGCAUCGUCGGCAGGGGUCCAAUGGUAUUCUUGCUGUGCGAGGAAGACCAAGCAAAGUUUCCGCAACCUCUUCUCAGAAAUUUCAGAAUUUCUUCAGGUCUAUUAUAGUUUCAGCUGGUGGGUGCAAAAAUAGCAGCAACAAGAGCAGGAAGAUUAAUGGUGCUAAAUCCAAUUCUUUUGCGUCUACCACUGCCAAUCCAGUGACAUCUAUCAUCAAUGGAAUCAAGAUGCAUAAUAGCAAGAGGAAGAAAAAGAGUUUCUUCGCAAAGUUGUUCGCGUCGCUUACGAGGCGAAAGUAACACACAAAAUGAAGGACUUUCAUAUACUUUGAGACUUUAUUGAAAUAUUUGAUAAUUCGUGGGAUUCUCUAUUAAAUAAUAGUGAUUGGAAAAAUUCUAGCCAUCACAAAGAUGUGAUUCACAAUGAGUAAUGUAUUAUUUCAUACAUAUUUCUUUUCUUAUUCUUAUGCAACAUUCGGAUAUGAACUUCGGACAUGUACUAUAUCAUUAGGCCAACUCAUAGAGAUCAACAUCAUACAUGCAACAUUGCAACGUGAUGAUUCCAUCCCUACCUUUUAUAUAGUUUGUUAAGUUUGCUUUGUUGCAUAGUUGAUAAUGCCCUCGAUUGAAAUCUUACGUGUGGCAUUCUAUGGUUCAUUAUUUCAAACCUCAAAGACUAAUAAUUUUAGAAAAACGUC
Molecule: messenger RNA, 2033 nt
Organism: Linum trigynum
Lineage: Eukaryota; Viridiplantae; Streptophyta; Magnoliopsida; Malpighiales; Linaceae
Source: the annotation of a GenBank genome assembly